This is a messenger RNA of Diachasma alloeum, 2161 nucleotides long. It is a transcript of the gene Ugt50B3, whose product is annotated as 2-hydroxyacylsphingosine 1-beta-galactosyltransferase. Gene Ontology annotation, molecular function: UDP-glycosyltransferase activity. NCBI's taxonomy places the organism in Eukaryota, Metazoa, Arthropoda, Insecta, Hymenoptera, Braconidae. Bases 225 to 1787 code for a protein of 520 amino acids. The transcript is spliced from 7 exons. The record is from RefSeq and is a predicted model, not a curated record.
UGAAAAAUGCCAUGAUAAUUCGUUAAUUUAGCAUGACAAGGGAUUAUUUAGCAUAACAAAAAUCGGAGGUAAAUCACUGAAAAGCCUUUGCAAGAGGACGAAGUCUACGUCUCGUUGUGAUCGAAUGCUAUAAAUUAUCGGUCAUCAGUGGCUGGAGCCCCAGAGUACUUGCGAGUUGUAUCGGUGGAGACUUUGGAGGGCAUCUGUUUGUCGAGAGAAACAAAAUGUUGAUGGAUCUGAUGAUCAUCCUGUGCUCUGUCACUGGUUUCACCAGUGGUUACAAUGUACUUUUGGCUACUAUGGGCGGUACCAAGUCGCACACUGUGCCAUUUGUUGCGCUUGGGACAGCUUUGAGGGUGCGAGGACACAAUGUCACUCUUGUCAGUGCUUUUCCCGGGCCAGCGGCCAACAAUGGACUGCGGGAGCUGGUGCCUUCCAUUCUUGAGGCUUACAUCGGCAACUACACGUCAGAAUGGGAUCUCGUUGGCGCGCGAUACAGAAACGAGUUGCCACUUUCACCGUGGGAUGCAAUGCGAUACGGUUGGGAGUCUUGCGAAGCGCUAUUGAGAGAUGAGAGUUCAAUUGCCGGACUGAGGAGGCCCGAAUUUUCCUCGGAGGAUGCUCCGGAGCGUUGGGAUGUCGCCGUAAUCGACGGAGCAUUUCCGGAGUGUCUCCUGGGGAUUAUCCACCGGGAAAAUAUACCGACCAUGAUGCUGAAUACGGUUGCCCUGUACGAAGGCUCGAUAUCGCUCCAGGGGAAUCCCUCCCCGUGGUCCAUCACCCCCUACUUCGGCCGGGGCUACACCCAGGACAUGAACUACUUGGAGAGGAUCGUAAACGUCGCCUGCCUCUCCAUCCUCAAGUGCAUGCACUGGUUCAUGACCACAAACUACAUCCAGCCGACGUUGCGCAAAUAUUUGGGGUACCAAGUGCCGGACGUUCGAGAACUAGUUUCGGAAGUGCCAGUGACCCUCCAGAACAGUCAUUACGCAGUGGCAGACUCUCUCCCAUACCUAUCGAAUGUCGUAAACGUCGCCUGCCUUCAUUGUCGUCCACCUAUGGGUCUCAGCCCCGAUCUAGAAUCAUUUCUGCGAAAAGGAUUUAUAUUUGUCUCCAUGGGUUCGUCAGUGAGGGCCUCAGGAAUGCCGGACAGCCUCAGAGAGAUGUUUGUCGCGGCAUUCGCGACCCUGCCGUUCAAUGUCGUGUGGAAAUGGGAAGGCGGAAAAAUAGAUAAUUUGCCGAGCAAUAUUAGGACCGGUGCGUGGUGGCCGCAGCAGGAGCUCUUGGGGCACAAGGAACUGAGGGGAUUUGUCUCCCAUGGGGGACUCUUGUCACUCCAUGAGGCUGCCUACCAUGCUGCACCCACUCUUGUUCUCCCCGUGUUCUGUGAUCAUGAUGGAAAUGCUGCUCAAGCUGAAAAAUUGGGUUACGCUCGAGUAAUAAAUCUCGAGAAUCUGUCAAUAACUGGACUACGCGAGGCGAUCCUCAAAGUGGCAUCCAUCCGAGAUAAUCCAUACAAAGAAGCUGCUAAACGACGUAGCGCAUUGUUAAAGGAUCAACCGUUGAGCUCCAGAGAGCUUGCCAUCUGGUGGGUCGAGUAUGUUGCUAGACAUCGUGGAGCUGAGCACAUGAAAAGCUCCACGAGACACAUGGGAGUGGUCAGGUACUACUCGAUCGACGUAUUAGCUUUUUAUGCAGCUGCAAUUGUCCUGUUUAUUCAGGCAUUUCGCAUAUUGCCGCGAAAAGCAUCGCGGGGUGUGCAGAGGAUAAAAGGAAAGAUUGACUGAUAUUAUUUUUCUUGUGAUUCUGUAGAAAAAUGCGAAAAUUAGAUGGGUCAACUUUUUGUAAAAGAGCUAUUGCAGAAUGUCGGGGGAUCGCAGAAUUUUUAUGAGAAUUUCUUUCGCGGAAGGAAUGUUCUCCAUAAAAAUUCUCGCAUCUAUUGCACUAAGAGAAAAAUACACACGUCAUAGAUCUAGUUGAUGCGAAAAAUUGUUCAGUUGUUUUUAAUUUUUCUCUCAGUGUUGAUCCAAUAUUUAGCGAGAGCUGUGUUUGACUUGAUUCAUCUUUUUUAUCGUUUCACUACUGAAUUCUUUGUACAUUUCUCCUAUUUCAUUGAAAUUCUUCGUUUAUUUAUUAACAGCGAUUGUACAAUGUAUUUUUA